Messenger RNA from Phodopus roborovskii (desert hamster), 734 nucleotides. Its product is annotated as interferon-induced transmembrane protein 1. The record is from RefSeq and is a predicted model, not a curated record. Gene Ontology annotation, biological process: response to interferon-alpha; defense response to virus; type I interferon-mediated signaling pathway. Gene Ontology annotation, cellular component: plasma membrane. The coding region runs from base 264 to 587 and encodes 107 amino acids. The transcript is spliced from 3 exons. Lineage: Eukaryota; Metazoa; Chordata; Mammalia; Rodentia; Cricetidae.
UUUGCUUUUUGUCUGCUUACCCAUACUCUCACUGGCAAGUUCAUCUCUCCUGUUCCUGGGGCAUUCCUUUACUGGUAUAGAACCUACUUCUUCAGGAUUCCAACAUAGCUCUCUAGUACCUCCCUGGGACUCUAGAACCAAAUUCAGACAGCUGAUACAUUUGGUCUUGUGGACAACUCCUGGAUCCUUGGCCUUUCCAUCGGGAGAAAGCCGAUUGGACUCAUCAGACCACAGCCUCUCUUAAUACCCUCAAACACCAAGAGAUGCCUAAGGAGCACCAAGAGAUUGUGCUGGGGGGACCCCACAUCUCUACUUCUGCAACAACCACCGUGGUCAACAUGCCUGGUGAGAUCUCCAUGCCUGACCAUGUGGUCUGGUCCCUGUUCAAUGCACUCUUCAUGAACUUCUGCUGCCUGGGUUUCAUAGCCUAUGCCUAUUCUGUGAAGUCUAGGGACAGGAAGAUGGUGAGUGACAUGACUGGGGCCCGGACCUACGCCUCCACUGCCAAGUACCUGAACAUCUGCGCUGUGGUCUUCAGCAUCAUUAUGUUCAUUGUCACCAUCAUUGUUUAUGUCAGCUUCUCCUAGAGUUCUCACGGAUGGUAAUGGAUUGUGGAGCCUUCUAGUCCUGCCUGUGCUCCACUGUCUACAGCUGCCCCUUUACUCCACACAUAUGUGAGUGUUAACUCACACAUCUGUUCACAGUGGAUCCAAUAAAGUGCAUUGCUGACAACC